UUUGGCAACACUUCAAACAGACACAAGUUUUUCUCCUUUUUUCCUCCUACUUAUAGAUCCAUUCUCUAAUUAAAAUCAGUGUUACUGCUUUUUGCUCGAGGAAUUACAUAUUUAUUCACAUCUAACUACUAAAUUUCAUAUAAAUAAUGCCUUCAAACAUCGGGAUCAAGGGUAUCGAAGUAUACAUUCCAACUGAAUGUGUUAACCAAGCUGAAUUGGAAAAGCACGAUGGUAUUCCAGCUGGUAAGUACACCAUUGGUUUGGGACAAACCAACAUGGCCUUUGUUGGUGACAGAGAAGACAUCUACUCCAUGACCUUGACUGUUCUUUCUCGUUUGAUUGAAAACUACAAGAUUGACACCAACAACAUUGGUCGUUUAGAAGUUGGUACUGAAACUCUUUUGGAUAAGUCCAAGUCUGUCAAGUCUGUCUUGAUGCAACUUUUGGGUGAUAACAACGACGUUGAAGGUAUAGAUACCAUCAAUGCCUGUUACGGUGGUACUUCUGCUGUCAUCAACGCUGUCAACUGGAUUGAAUCUUCUUCUUGGGAUGGUAGAGAUGCUGUUGUUGUUUGUGGUGACAUUGCCAUUUACUCCGAAGGUGCUGCUCGUCCAACUGGUGGUGCUGGUGCCGUUGCUCUUCUUAUUGGUCCAGACGCUCCAAUUGUCUUUGAUUCUACCAGAGGUUCUUACAUGGAACAUGCCUAUGAUUUCUACAAGCCUGAUUUCACUUCUGAAUACCCAGUUGUUGAUGGUCACUUCUCCCUUGCCUGUUACGUCAAGGCCGUUGAUAACUGUUACAAGAACUACUCCAAGAAGGUCACCAAGUCUGCUGACUCCACUGUUGGUGUUUUCGACCAUUUUGAUUACAAUGCUUUCCAUGUUCCAACUUGUAAGUUGGUCACCAAGUCAUACGCUAGAAUGCUCUACAAUGAUUUCAAGUCUAACCCAGAAAAGUUUGUUGACUCUAUUGAUGCUGAAACCAUCAAAUCUUUACAAGCUUUGACCUACGAACAAUCCCUUGUUGACAAGGCCGUAGAAAAGACUUUUGUUGCCUUGGCCAAGGAACAAACCAAGGCUAGAGUGCAACCAGCUUUGACCGUUCCAACCAACACUGGUAACAUGUACACUGCAUCUGCUUGGGCUUCUUUAUCCUCCCUCUUGUACUACGUUGGAUCUGAAAACUUGCAAAACAAGAGAGUUGGUAUUUUCUCUUAUGGUUCUGGUUUAGCCUCAACCUUAUUAUCUGCCGUUGUUAAGGGUGAUAUUUCUCACAUUACCAAGACUUUGAACUUUGACCAUAAGUUGGGUGAAGGUAGAUUCACUAGAACUCCAGAACAAUAUUUACAAGCCAUUGAAUCUAGAGAAAAGGCUCACUUACAAAAGUCUUUCAAGCCACAAGGUUCUAUUGACCAUCUUGCUAAGGGUACUUACUACUUGACUGAAAUUGAUGACAAGUACAGAAGACAAUACGCUAAGAAGGAUUAGUGCUAAUGUUUGUACAUAAUUAUAAUAUAAAUACCUUAAAGUUA
Messenger RNA from [Candida] anglica, 1531 nucleotides. NCBI's taxonomy places the organism in Eukaryota, Fungi, Ascomycota, Pichiomycetes, Serinales, Debaryomycetaceae. The record is from the annotation of a GenBank genome assembly.